AGAGGCAAAAGAAUGGAAACCAGUUAAAGCAGGCAAACAGCAAACAAAGUACUGCUCCAAUAAAGCAAACAAACACAAGGAAAAGUCUUUGGUUCUCCCAGCUCCGCCUAAUCGCGACGCGGACGCGGCCUCCUCCAGCUGCCAUCAGCCAACAAACUCAGCGCAAGAUCCGGCUAAGGAUCUCGGAGGCGCCGCCGCCGCCAUGCCGAGUACUUCCUCCUCCUCCUCCCACCACCACCACCGCGCCCGGCUACGCGCCCGCGCCGCGCCGCUCCUCGUCGUCGUCGUCUUCGCCGUCCUCGUCCUCACCGAGCUCCUCCGCACCAGCACCCGCCGCGACCUCCCCCCGUCCGCGAGCCGGUUCGGCUCCUCCUCCCCCGCCAACGCGAACCACACCGUCGCGCAGCGCAAGAUCCUGCUCGACCCGGCCUUCACCCCGCGGCUGCCGCGCCAGAGCCCGCUCUCCCUCUCGCUCUCCCAGCGCAACGCGCUGCCGCCGCGCAACGUCGGGCGCUUCCCCAGCCUCCCCGACGAUCACCUCAAGAUCGUGCUCUACGUGCACAAUCGCCCACGCUACCUCCGCCUCGUCGUCGACAGCCUCUCGCGUGUCGAGGGCAUCGGCGAGGCACUGCUCAUCGUCAGCCACGACGGAUACUUCCCGGAGAUGGACAAGAUCGUGCAGGGCAUCAACUUCUGCCAGGUGAAGCAGAUCUUUGCACCCUACUCGCCGCACCUCUUCCCAGAUGCCUUCCCUGGUGUCACCCCCGGGGACUGUCAGGGCAAGGAUAACGCCGCGGAGAAGCGGUGCCAGGGCGACCCUGACCAGUACGGCAACCACCGCUCUCCAAGAAUCGUGUCUCUGAAACACCACUGGUGGUGGAUGAUGAACACCGUGUGGGAUGGGCUGGAGGAGACCAGGGACUUCGAUGGCCACGUUCUCUUCAUAGAGGAGGACCAUUACAUAUUCCCCAAUGCAUACCGGAACGCGCAGCUGCUUAUGGAUUUGAAGCCGAAGAAGUGCCCCCAGUGCUAUGCUAUCAAUUUGGCUCCAUCGGAUGUCAAAGCGAAAGGGGAAGGUUGGGAGAGCUUGGUUGCCGAGAAGAUGGGUAACAUUGGCUAUGCCUUCAAUAGGACAGUGUGGAGGAAGAUUCAUGCUAAGGCUAAGCAGUUUUGCGCAUUUGAUGAGUACAAUUGGGAUAUAACAAUGUGGGCAACUGUGUACCCGUCCUUUGGAGCUCCUGUUUACAGUCUCAGGGGGCCUAGGAGAAGUGCUGCACAUUUCGGCAAGUGUGGCCUGCACCAGGGCCAAGGUUCGAGCAAUGUCUGUGUGGAUAAUGGCGAGGCAGCUGUGGAAUUAGAGGACAUCGACAAGGUCCCUAACAUCAAAGCUGAUUGGCCAGUCCGCAUCAUCCAGAGGCAAGAGGGGUAUCAGGCUGGUUUCAAAGGAUGGGGUGGUUGGGGUGAUCGGCGUGAUCGAGAGCUAUGUUUGAGUUUUGCAUACAUGUACCAUAUUAAAGACCCAUCAUCUGCAUAAUGGGGGAGUACAGGCACAUGGUUUUUGGCACAACUGAUGCCACUGUUGUAGUGUUGUUUGGUAUGCGCCCAUUGAUUCAUACAGGGUUUGUUCUAUAGAUAGCCUUCCUCCUUUAUCACAGUUUUGUAGAGUGGUUUGGUUUUUGGUUGAUAGACAAUUGCUGCUAGCCUUGGGUCAACCUUCCUAAACUGUAUGACUUACUUUAGCUCAAUGAUAUGGAUAGAGUUACUUUUUUUAA
Phragmites australis (common reed) is the source of this 1772-nucleotide messenger RNA. RefSeq names its product alpha-1,6-mannosyl-glycoprotein 2-beta-N-acetylglucosaminyltransferase-like. Gene Ontology annotation, biological process: protein N-linked glycosylation; oligosaccharide biosynthetic process. Gene Ontology annotation, molecular function: alpha-1,6-mannosylglycoprotein 2-beta-N-acetylglucosaminyltransferase activity. Lineage: Eukaryota; Viridiplantae; Streptophyta; Magnoliopsida; Poales; Poaceae. The transcript has a single exon. Gene Ontology annotation, cellular component: Golgi membrane; Golgi stack. The coding region runs from base 203 to 1534 and encodes 443 amino acids. The record is from RefSeq and is a predicted model, not a curated record.